AUGCAACCUAUGGAUGUGGCCGUCUACGGCCCACUGAAAACGUAUUUUGAACGAGAGAUUAAUACGUUCCAAAAGGCUCAUCCUGGACGCAUUGUAAAUCAGUACGAUGUAGCCAGACUGUUAUCACCAGCUUUUCUGAAAAGUGCAGUCGCCAUAAAUGCAGUUCAUGGGUUUGAACGACCUGGAAUUUGGCUAGUGAACAAAUAUGCUUUUGGGGAUGAAGACUUUGAACCAGCGGAUGUGAUAGCAGGCAAAUCAAGUAUGAAUGUCAGCACAGUAGGCAUAGAUUCGAUACAAAUAAUAGAUAUCCUUGAUUCCGCUGCCUCUUCAACCCCUUCACCCUCACUUUUACAAGAAUGCAAUUCGACAGUUGAUCCCCAUUCAGAAAUAGUUCUACCUCCAGGAAAAGCUACAAUUUGUGAAUUAUCUAAACCUCAACCUCAAGUCUCUGUUGCACCAAUUGUAGUUUCCUAA
This is a messenger RNA of Parnassius apollo (apollo), 474 nucleotides long. The record is from the annotation of a GenBank genome assembly. NCBI's taxonomy places the organism in Eukaryota, Metazoa, Arthropoda, Insecta, Lepidoptera, Papilionidae.